AUGUGGGGAGCCUCAAUCUUGUCAUUAGCUGCCUUGGCUACUCUGCCAUGCGCCAAUGCUAUUACUCUACACAAGCGCGACGAUCCCGCGGUCUUUGCGCUCCCAAUUGCUCGCAGUGAACGGUCCCAAGCUUUACAGAAGCGCAGUUCUAAAGUUGCCAGCACGGCAUUAUACAAUGUGGUAGCAAAACAUGUAUUACAUGGUGAACAUCACCAUCGGCACCCCCCUCAAAAUCUCUCCCUCAGUCUCGAUACCGGCAGCAGUGACAUCUGGGUCAACGUCCCAAACUCCACCUACUGUGCAGCUAAAGAUGACCCUUGCUCCUCGACUGGCUUGUUCAACAUAAAGGACUCGUCGACCUUCAAAUUGCUCGAUUAUGAUAUGAACGCUACCUAUGUCGGUGCGUUUUUGGCUGCAGGCCCCUACGCCACCGACACGCUGGUUAUUGGAGGUGCCACGGUGAAGAAUAUGGAGUUUGCGGUGGCUGAAGAAAGCGACAAUCCUCAUGGUAUUCUAGGAAUCGGAUAUGCUAUUAGUACUGAUGCCGCCAGCGAAGGACAUAACUACCCUAACCUCCCAGAAGCACUGGUCAGUAGCGGUGCUAUCAAGUCAGCCGCCUAUAGCCUGUGGUUGAACAAGUUUGAUGGUACUGGAAACCUUCUCUUUGGAGGUGUCAACAAGGCGAGAUAUCAAGGCGAGCUGCAAACCGUCCCCGUUCUGCCGCUAUAUGGCAAGUACUAUUCUCUGGCCAUCGCCUUGACAGACAUCUCUGUGAAGAGCUCCAGUGGUACCAAGAGUUAUACGACGGGUCUUCCCUUAUCCGUCAGCUUGGAUAAUGGGAGCCCUUUCAUUGCACUGCCCCAGGAAAUCGUGGAUCCCAUCUUCAAGGAAGUUGGCGCCGGAUACUCCUCGAGCGAUGGUGCCGCCUAUAUCCCUUGCACCAAGUCCACGGCCGAUUAUAAUGUGACAUUCAGCUUCUCCGGCGCUACAGUCACAAUUCCCAUCAGUGAACUGGUGUUUGAAAACUACGCCGAGCCCGGUUUCCCCGAUGGCGACUGCAUCUUCGGGAUUUCAUACAGCCAACCCGGAGUGAAUCUGAUGGGCGACUCGUUCUUGCGUAGCGCAUAUGUGGUCUACGAUCUCGCCAAUAACGAGAUUUCGCUCGCCAACACCAAUUACGACGGUGGUGAUGAUGAUAUUCUCGAGAUUGGCACUGGAACGGCUGCGGUCCCGGGUGCGACGUUGAUGCCCUCUGCUGUCACUUCGGCGACGGGUAAUGGAGCCAGUGCAACCGCCGGAUCCGAGUCGCAUGGAACUACAAUCUACGCCGCCACUGGCAGUACGACUGGAACGGCCAGCAACGGUGCUGCUACUAGUACCUCCUCCUCCAAGGGACUGGCAGCGUUGCCCACCAACAAUCCUAACCAUCUGCUGCCUGGUAUCUUGGGUGCUGGCUUGCUUCUGGCACUGUAG
Penicillium daleae is the source of this 1473-nucleotide messenger RNA. RefSeq names its product pepsin-like aspartic protease. The transcript has 3 exons. Lineage: Eukaryota; Fungi; Ascomycota; Eurotiomycetes; Eurotiales; Aspergillaceae. Gene Ontology annotation, molecular function: aspartic-type endopeptidase activity. The coding region runs from base 1 to 1473 and encodes 490 amino acids. Gene Ontology annotation, biological process: proteolysis. The record is from RefSeq and is a predicted model, not a curated record.